Molecule: messenger RNA, 468 nt
Organism: Lasiosphaeria miniovina
Lineage: Eukaryota; Fungi; Ascomycota; Sordariomycetes; Sordariales; Lasiosphaeriaceae
Product: stress responsive A/B barrel domain-containing protein
Exons: 3
Coding region: 1-468 (155 amino acids)
Source: RefSeq, a predicted model, not a curated record
AUGGUGCAGGUCCAGCCAAACGUACUGCGCAUCGCCAUCGCCUCCGUGUGCGCGCUCGCCCUCUUCAUCUUCUUCGACCCGCUCGGCUUCUCCUUCGUGUCGACGGCCGUGCGCUACAAGGGCCCCGACACGCACGCCGCCAUCACGCACAUUGUGCUGUUCCAGUUCAAGCAGGAGGCCGAUGCGGCUGCUGUCGAGACUGCUUGUGCAAACUUCCUCGCGCUCAAGGAAAGCUGCCUGUCGCUCAACUCGCAGCAGCCCUACAUCAAGAGCAUGACUGGCGGCAAGGACAACUCGCCCGAGGGCAAGCAGGACGGCUUGACACACGGCUUCGUCAUGCAGUUUACCACGGCCGACGAGAGGAACUACUACCUCGAAAAGGACCCGGCGCACCAGAAGUUCAAGAAGGAAGUCGAGCCGCUUGUGCAGAAGGUCACCGUGGUGGACUUUACGGCUGGCACGUUUUAG